This is a messenger RNA of Ectocarpus sp. CCAP 1310/34, 993 nucleotides long. Lineage: Eukaryota; Phaeophyceae; Ectocarpales; Ectocarpaceae. The record is from the annotation of a GenBank genome assembly.
AUGUUGAGUUCAGAGGUCCUCAAGAAGAUCGCCGACGAGGAGAAGGCGAGGCUCAAGAAGGCGGAUGAGAGAAACAAAAUAAAACAGCAUCGACCACGCGGGGAGGUGGAGGAGGAGGAGCGGCGGGAGAGGGAGGAGCUAGAGGAGCAGCAGCAGCAGCAGGAGGAGGAGGAGGUUGAGGACGAGGAUGAGGAGGACGAGGACGUCGUGUGGACGGACCGCGGCAUUCCUGAUUUUGCGGGGACAGACGACCACAAGAAAAGAACCCAGCGGGAGACGGUCAGCGCUGCCUCGCUGUCGGCGUCCGCGCGCGAGAAACUGCCCUCCCUCGAUACGUUCAUGGACAGCCUCGACGAGUCCGGCAAGUUCCCGCUACAUGGGUCGAUGAUGACGUGCUUCGACAUGAUGUUCCCGGACGAGGCGAUUGAUCUUUUUGUUGACAAGACCAACAAGUACGUGAACCUUUGCACCACGCCAUCACUCCCGGGAGCGAAGGACACGCGGAAAGCGCAUCAGUUGGAGAAGACGAGAACUCUCGGCAUGGUAACGCUGCCCGAACCCGCAUUCGAGCGGAAGCACAUCUACGGUAUGCUUGGCAUCACGAUCACGAUGGGGCUCACGAAGAAAACGCACAUGAGGAAGCACUGGAGUAGGUCGCUACACGACGACUAUCCUCUAGUGAGGGAGUGCAUGUCGCGCGACUUGUUCGAGCUGUUGUACUGCCGUUUCAUUCACUGCUCGGACGGCAACGCUCCUCCUCGUUGGGCGGGCGAGGACAAGACCCCGAACCCAGAGUUCGAUUCGAAGUGGCACAUCAGAGAGCUGGAAGACAUCUUGAACAACGCUUGGACGGAAAACAUGGACUUCAACCAGUGGCUGUGCUACGAUGAGCAGAUGGUGAAGACCGUGUCGACGUUCGCGCACUACCUCAUGAGACACAGCCCCAAGAAGCCCAUCACCCACGGUACGGGUUUCGUGUAUGGUGUCGUAUAG